Messenger RNA from Myxozyma melibiosi, 2352 nucleotides. RefSeq lists its product as uncharacterized. Bases 301 to 2142 code for a protein of 613 amino acids. NCBI's taxonomy places the organism in Eukaryota, Fungi, Ascomycota, Lipomycetes, Lipomycetales, Lipomycetaceae. The record is from RefSeq and is a predicted model, not a curated record. The transcript has a single exon.
CUUUUCUUCCUCUCUUCCUCUCUUUCUCUUCCUCUUCCUAUCCUCCCUCUUUCUUCUAUUCAUUCGAAUAACUAUCCAUCUUCUCUACUUCUGCAGCUUACUCUGUAUCUGCUCUUCUUUCUCUUCCUGUCUUGAAUUGUACGUCAACCCACCGCUACCUCCUCUAUCACUCACUCAAGACUCUAACACUCUCAGGUUCUCACGAUGAUUGCCCCCGUCCUCCGCAUAUAGCCCAGGCCUUUGCCUCUACUUCUACCUACUUCUCUCUCCACCAUCACCUCAUAACACCACACCUCCACCAUGCAGACCAUCAAAUCCAUCUUCUUCCCCGCGCCAUCAACCCGCCCCUCCUCCCCUCCUCUCGACACCGACGACUUCACCGACGAACAACCGGCCCCAGUCGACGAGCCCCCGGAACCUCAUUCCGCCCUGACCGAAGACUUCAAACGUCAGCUAUGUCUCUCGCCUCCUCGCAACCAGUCCUCCCUCCUCUCCAAAAUGCUCGCCUCCCCCGUCUCUUCUGACGCCGGCUCCUCCACCGGCGGCAUCGACGCCUUCUCAGACAGCGCCUGCACCUCCCGAAACACAACUCCUACUCCGCCUCCUCACUUCAGCCUGGCUCAGCCGACAAAGGGAAUCAUGCGUCCGACACCCGUCUCCCACGACCCGCGCAACGCCGCUCACACCACCACUCUGCAAGAGUCCUCUGAACUCUGCGUGCUCAAGCGAACAAUCAAGUUUGCCUGCACCGGCCAGGGCAAAGAGUCCUCUCGCGAGCCGUCUGCCUCUUCAACCCUUACUGUCGACCACAGCGAUGCCGAAAAGAGCGAUCAUGAUCUCCAUCCACACAUCCACCAUCCACAGCCACAGCGCAUCUUGCGCGUCGAUGACGUCUUGUUGAAGGAGCGCGAGAUCUGCAAACUGAAUGCAGAGGUCGAGGCUGAGGACGAAGAAGACGACGAUCAGGAUAACGACGAUGCUGAUGAAAAGGACGAGGAUGACAAUGAGGUCGACGACGAGGAUGAAGAUGAUGAUGAUAAUGAAGACGACGAUGUUGAAGAAGACGACGAUGAAGCUGCUGAGGAUGAAAAUGAGAUUGAAGAGAACGACAACGACGACGAUGAAGACAUGGGCGAUGCUACCCCGCAUGUCCUGCGUCUUCAGCGUACGCCACUCGUCGAAUACGAGUCUGACUCUUCGUGCUCGACAAUCUCUGACGGAGGUUACGCCUCUGACGCCUCAGGAGAUUUCUCUGACGUCGACAACGCGGACCAAAAUGGCGAGCAGAUAACUUUCGCGGCCUACCCCCCUCCCGGAAGCUUCCCAAACCCCCUACGUGCGCACUACCAGAAACCACGAAAGUAUGUUCACCGAGAACGGAUUCAGCGGCCGGCGACGCCACCGGCCAACAUGAUUCCCGACUCUAGCGAUUUCGUCUGCGGUACCUUUGACGAAGACCGUCCGAUCGAAGUCGCAUACUUCUCCGCACUGGACGAGCGGCACCGCGAGGCGCACGAGCUGUGUCCUCAAGAUAUCGACCCGUCGUUUCCUGAAGAGAUGGACGAGAACGACGACGACGACGACGACGAUGACGACGACGAGGAUGCGGCAGAGACAGCAGGCAAGACCAAGCCCAACGCGGGCGCGACGGCGGCGUAUGCAGCAGUUGCAGCCGCCGCUGCCGCCGCUGCAGCUUCGCGACGGGCAAUGACGACGUCAAACACAGAAUCGGACGCGCCUGGCGAGCGACGACGAUGCCGAUCCCCGCCGCCCGCGUCUAGACGAUCGAUGCAAGUCCGUCACCAUCGUUGGGAGACGAAGGAGGCUGUUGCGGGCGGGAAGGCGGCUAGUUUCCAGCACCCGCGUGGACAUGCGAUGAAGGCCGCUGCCGCGAGAGCGAAGAACAGCAACACAGGUAAUAACAGCAACAGUCAGAAGAAGAAAGUACGCGGGGCGAUUGAUAUAGUCAAAGGUCUCGAGCGGAAGAACAAUCGGCGGAGAGACAGUCGAAAGCACCAUCACCACCAUCACCGACACCACGACGUUGCGCCGGGGGAGGGAGUUGAGAAGAUGCGGCAGCUGGGAUUGAUUGCUGUGAAGAAAGGCGAGAAUCCGUAUGCGGAGUGGAUGUUGUCGGUGUAGGUGUAGUCAUGACAGAGAUGAGAUGAAUUUUUCAAAAGUUUCUAUGUAUUUGUAUAGUAAGGAAGGGGAUACUGGGUGCAUGUUUUAUAUUUUAUUCUAUCGGUCGAUGAUGCCGUCGUUAUGAUUACCAGGUUGUAUAUAUCAUUCAGUCUUUUGUAUGUAAGAAAAUCGAGGAGACAGUAAAUACAUUCAUUGCAUAUUGAAUAUGUG